Dichotomopilus funicola is the source of this 741-nucleotide messenger RNA. RefSeq lists its product as uncharacterized. Lineage: Eukaryota; Fungi; Ascomycota; Sordariomycetes; Sordariales; Chaetomiaceae. The transcript has a single exon. The coding region runs from base 1 to 741 and encodes 246 amino acids. The record is from RefSeq and is a predicted model, not a curated record.
AUGAGUGUCGAAGGAAACGAGCUGCUGGACGCCUUUAAGGCGGCGGCCCUCUCUGUCACAAAGCUCUACAAGACCUCGGCCCAGGCCCAGGCCAAGUCACGGGCUGAUGGAUACCACGACUGCCUGGAAGACCUGCUCGCCUUCCUUGACAAAGAGAGCCUCGGACUAAAGGCUGGGGAAGCACAAAGGGUUCGGAAAUGGGCGACGGAUCGGAUGGAAGGGCGAGAUUCAACUUCACCACCACUCGAAAGCGACGACGAAGCAGAGCGAUCCGAUGCCCAACCACCCUCGUCACCACAAAUGCAACGGGCGACCCCGGCGUCGGCACGACAGCGCUUCCGAGAUAAAGAUGAGGUAGUCACGAGGGAUGCAUCGGCACCACCAACGUUGGUGACUGUGCCUCUCCCGCCCAGCGCCUCGACGGAGGAAUACGACAUGGCUGUUCCGACACAAGACUCGUUCAACUUCCAAACAUCACAUCCCUAUCCACACGACGAAGCCACGCGGCUUGCCAACCUCAACCUCUCCGACGGCCAGAACAUCAACCCCUCGAAUGCCCGAACUGGAUCACGGAGUGGGAGGAAUCGAAAUGGACGGACAGGCGCCCGGGCUGCGCUAGGACGAGGAGCCGGGCAGAAACGGAAAGUAAACCUAGCCGAGAUUUUCGACCUCGGGAGCCUUGAAUACGGGAACGGCCGGGACAUGUUUGGGGGCGGAGGGAAACGCGGGCGGUUUGCAUGA